Molecule: messenger RNA, 727 nt
Organism: Suillus subaureus
Lineage: Eukaryota; Fungi; Basidiomycota; Agaricomycetes; Boletales; Suillaceae
Exons: 3
Coding region: 67-600 (177 amino acids)
Source: RefSeq, a predicted model, not a curated record
ACAGAGCCACAUCAAGUGUUUAAAUGCAGCGUGUGAAGCACUCAACAGGCGCAGUAGAUAACCGCAAUGAUUUUGCUCACUCUCUCCACCGAACUCGUUCGCAAUACCGUUAUCACUAACGAGCAAGGUCAAGUUAUUUACAAGACAGAGACUUCUCCAUUCGAACUAGCUGGCGUCCGUACUACGACCAUUCUGAAAAUCAAGCCAAAUGACGACCAGUAUCAGAUGCAAGACCAGUUUGAUGUCUUGGGAGAGAUCGAGUGGCAUGCAUUUGCUUCUUCAAAGUUUCGUUACGAUGGAACUGAAGUAGAGACGAAGGAGUUCAUUCCGAGGAGAAGCUUAUUUAGUCUGGAGCGCUUCUUUGUAGGGCCAGAUGGUCGUCCUUAUCGCUGGGAUCUCCAAUCCAGAGUGGUAGUUCUCACACGGGAUGAUGCGUCUCGAACGGAGGUCGCUCGCUUUCAUAGAGCGACUCUUGGAAUUGUAGGAAGGAAACGUAAAGCCACGCUGGAAGUAUCACCUGAAGUGGCUCAUAUGAUGGAUACUGUCAUAAUGACAUUCAUUUAUGUCGAGAAACUCAGAAAGGACAAUGAAGGAGACUAGAUAUUAGUUGUGGCCGGUCUGGGCACAAGUCUGCGCAGAGGUCUGCUUUUGGUUACAAAGUCUGUAUACCCCUCGAUAGGCUUGGCAAAUUCAAGCGGAGUCAGCCACUCGCAGAUGCGGCUCACCA